Molecule: messenger RNA, 1953 nt
Organism: Penicillium bovifimosum
Lineage: Eukaryota; Fungi; Ascomycota; Eurotiomycetes; Eurotiales; Aspergillaceae
Gene: ampp
Product: aminopeptidase P
Exons: 10
Coding region: 1-1953 (650 amino acids)
Molecular function (GO): metalloaminopeptidase activity
Source: RefSeq, a predicted model, not a curated record
AUGCUCCUCUCCCACCCAAUUCGCCUUCCGUGGACAUCUUUGCGAUCACUGAGGUCCCUCUCCCGCCCACGCUUCUUCUCAGUCUUUGGUCCACGCUAUACAGUCGAUAUGGGGACCGUGGAUACCUCUGAACGCCUGUCAAAGCUGCGGCAGUUGAUGCAGCAGCACAGGGUGGAUGUUUACAUUGUACCUUCAGAAGACAGCCACCAAUCCGAGUACAUUGCGCCAUGUGAUGCCCGCCGAGAAUUCAUUUCGGGAUUCUCUGGCUCCGCCGGUACCGCGAUCAUCUCCCUGAGCAAAGCUGCGCUUUCCACCGAUGGCCGGUAUUUCAACCAAGCCGCGAAGCAAUUGGACAACAACUGGCAGCUCCUGAAGGCUGGAGUAGAAGGUGUGCCCACAUGGCAGGAAUGGACUACGGAGGAGGCCCAAGGAGGAAAAAUCGUUGGUGUUGAUCCCUCUUUGAUCACAGCAUUAGCCGGUGCUCGGAAACUGGCAGAGACACUCAAGAAGGACGGCUCCACCCUCGUAGGGAUCCAGGAAAAUCUGGUUGACUUGGUUUGGGGCAAGGACCGCCCUGCACGUCCCAGCGAGAAAGUGCGCGUGCACCCGGAGAAGUAUGCUGGCAAGCCUUUCCAAGAGAAGAUUGCCGAUCUGCGAAAAGAGCUUCAGCAAAAAAAGAAGUCUGGAUUCAUCAUCUCAAUGCUCGAUGAGAUUGCUUGGCUGUUCAACCUGAGAGGCACCGAUAUUCCUUACAACCCCGUGUUCUUCUCUUACGCUGUCAUCACGCCCACCACCGCUGAGAUCUACGUCAACGACGAGAAGUUGACACCUGAGGUCAAGGCUCAUCUGGGACAGGACGUUGUCGUCAAACCGUACGACUCUAUCUAUGCUGACGCUCAAGCUCUCAGCACUCAAGCCCAGUCUGCGGGUGAAAAUGCCGCGAAGUUCUUGUUGUCGAAUAGAGCUUCGUGGGCUCUCAGCCUUAGCCUGGGUGGCGAGGGACGAGUAGAAGAGACCCGCAGUCCGAUUGCAGAUGCAAAGGCCGUCAAGAAUGAGACCGAACUCGAGGGCAUGCGGGCCUGUCACAUCCGUGAUGGUGCUGCCUUGACCGAGUACUUCGCUUGGCUCGAAAAUGAACUCGUCAACAAGAAGACUGUCCUGGACGAAGUCGAUGGAGCUGACAAGCUAGAGCAGAUUCGUUCUAAGCAUGAUCUGUUUGCUGGGCUUUCUUUUGACACGAUCUCUUCCACCGGCCCUAACGGUGCUGUCAUUCACUACAAGCCCGAGAAGGGAAGCUGUUCUAUCAUUGACCCAAAUGCCAUCUAUCUCUGUGACUCUGGAUGCCAAUACUACGAUGGAACGACCGACACGACGAGAACGUUCCACUUCGGCACUCCCACUGAGUUUGAAAAACGUGCUUUCACACUGGUACUAAAAGGAACCAUUGGUAUUGACAUGGCAGUGUUCCCCAAGGGCACCAGUGGAUUCGCAAUCGACGUCUUGGCUCGCCAGCACUUGUGGAAGGAAGGCUUGGACUUCCUUCACGGAACCGGCCACGGUGUCGGCUCUUACCUCAACGUCCACGAGGGUCCUAUCGGCAUCGGGACUCGGAUUCAAUACACUGAAGUCCCCAUCGCGGCCGGAAAUGUUAUCUCAGAUGAGCCCGGAUACUAUGAGGAUGGCAAGUUCGGCAUUCGAAUUGAGAAUAUCGUCAUGGCCCGUGAAGUCAAGACCCCGAACAACUUUGGCGACAAGCAGUGGCUAGGCUUCGAGCAUGUUACCAUGACUCCCAUCGGUCGGAACCUAAUUGAACCGUCGCUUCUGAGCGAUGCCGAGCUGAAGUGGAUCAACGACUACCACGCGGAGAUUUGGACUAAGACAGAGCAUUUCUUCCGGGAAGAUAAACUGACUCGCGCGUGGCUCGAGCGUGAGACUCAGCCUAUCUCCAGAUAG